Pieris napi is the source of this 1184-nucleotide messenger RNA. It is a transcript of the gene Prp38, whose product is annotated as pre-mRNA-splicing factor 38. Lineage: Eukaryota; Metazoa; Arthropoda; Insecta; Lepidoptera; Pieridae. The record is from RefSeq and is a predicted model, not a curated record. The transcript is spliced from 3 exons. The coding region runs from base 20 to 886 and encodes 288 amino acids. Gene Ontology annotation, cellular component: precatalytic spliceosome.
UAAUUGUCAUUUGUCAAAAAUGGCGAAUCGAACAGUGAAGGACGCUAAAUCAAUUCGAGGAACAAAUCCUCAAUAUUUAAUUGAAAAGAUUAUUAGAUCUCGAAUUUACGAUUCUAAAUAUUGGAAAGAAGAAUGUUUUGCAUUAACAGCCGAAUUACUAGUCGACAAAGCCAUGGAGUUGCGAUAUGUCGGCGGGGUUCACGGGGGUUUUAUUUACCCCACUCCUUUUUUGUGUUUAGUGUUAAAAAUGUUACAAAUUCAGCCAGAGAAAGAUAUUGUCGUUGAAUUUAUAAAAAACGAAGAAUUUAAGUACGUCCGUGCAUUGGGUGCCUUUUACAUGAGACUUACAGGUUCCUCAGUUGACUGCUAUAAGUAUCUUGAGCCUUUGUAUAAUGAUAAUAGGAAAUUACGGCGGCAAAAUCGCCAAGGACAGUAUGAAAUAGUCCACAUGGAUGAAUUUAUUGACGAGUUAUUACGUGAAGAACGCUUGUGUGAUGUAAUUUUACCGAGAAUACAAAAAAGACAUGUCUUAGAAGAAAACAAUGAAUUAGAUCCUAAGGUUUCAGCAUUAGAUGACGAUUUAGAUGAGGAAAUGCCUUCAGAUGAAGAUAUUGUAGAGCCAGAAACCAAAGAGAACAGAAGAGAGAGUGAUAGGAAGGACAGAGAACGAAGAAGAGAUAGAUCGCGUGACCGACUUAAAAUAAUUAAUGAUCGACGCGAAAAAGAUCAUAAAAGAGAUCGUUCAAGAAGUAGAGAUCGCGACCGAAGGCGUGAAAGAGAACGUGAACGUGAAAGGGAGAGAGAACGACCAAGAGAAAGAGAACGGGUUAAAGAUAGAAGAGAUCGCCAUGAACCUGAAAGGAGAAGAGACAGAGGCAGAUAUUAAAAUUAUCUUAGUUAAAUGUCAAAUAAAGUCUUACAAGUUGUCAAAAUUAAAGUGUUAAAACCAAAAAUGAAUCAGAAUAAAUUCAUAUGCAUAACCUAUUUUUAAGACAUGCCUGUUAUAUGUUUGAAGUCCCAUAACCCAAAAGCAUCAAUACAUAACAUAACAGCAGCCAACUCUAAAAAAAUACUAAAGCCAAAUAUAUUCUAAGAUAUUUUUGAUGAACUAUACAGCGCCACAUGAAUGUUGGGAGAAUAAAAUCAAUCAAGUAGUUAAAAAUACAAUUUAAUAACUAUUUACA